This is a messenger RNA of Oryza brachyantha (malo sina), 3100 nucleotides long. RefSeq names its product probable LRR receptor-like serine/threonine-protein kinase At1g51810. Gene Ontology annotation, molecular function: ATP binding; protein kinase activity; protein binding. Lineage: Eukaryota; Viridiplantae; Streptophyta; Magnoliopsida; Poales; Poaceae. The record is from RefSeq and is a predicted model, not a curated record. Gene Ontology annotation, biological process: protein phosphorylation. Bases 21 to 2810 code for a protein of 929 amino acids. The transcript has 12 exons.
GCCUCAAACAGAGGGGUCUAAUGGUGAUCAGCUACAGCUGCUCGGCAGGCAGCAAGAUGACAUGGAUCCUGUCCUUGCUGUUCAUACUGGCAGCGGCGACACAAGUUCAUGGCGUGUCUCUUCCUGGGUUUCUAAGCAUCGACUGCGGAUGGACAAAUGGUACAAGCUAUGAUGACAACAAGAACACAACUUUGACAUAUGUUUCUGACAAGGAGUUUGUUGAGGGCGGCAAGAGCUACAAUAUUAUGGCACAGUACAUAGAAGGUGCUACAAAUGAGCAAGAAAAAACCUUGAGAAGUUUCCCUGACGGCCAGCGGAACUGCUAUACAUUGCCAACCAGCAUUGAUAAGAAGUAUCUCAUCAGAGCCACCUUCACCUAUGGAAACUACGAUGGGCUCAACUCGUCAGAGAAUGGUUCUCUGUUUCUCUUUGGACUCCAUAUCGGCGUCAACUUCUGGACCAUGGUGAACUUGACAAAGUGGGGUUCAUCAAACACGAUCUGGAAGGAGGUGAUCACGAUCGCUUCGGACACCAACACAUCCGUGUGUCUGAUAAACCUGGGAUCAGGAACACCCUUCAUAUCUACAUUGGACUUGAGGAAACUGGACGAUGCAAUGUUCAGAUUUCUGAACCGUUCUAUUUCGCUCAGCUACUUUACUCGAAAAAGAUUUGGGUCGGUCGAUGAUCUCAUCACAAGAUAUCCACAUGAUUCCGUCGAUCGCUUCUGGGAGGCAGCCAAACGGUACUCCUUCCCCUGGCUCAACCUGACCACAGCACAAAAGGUGAACAGGCUUCCUGGAAACGACGACUUCCAGGUGCCGUCGGAAAUCCUCCAGAAGGCCUCCACCAUAAACAGAAACUUCUCAUGGCUCAACAUAAGCGUGAGGGCCAGUGACAACAUCGACUAUAGAAGCCUGGAGCUGCUACCAAUCUUCCACUUCGCCGAGAUAGAUGGCAACAGCCCGAACCGGACGUUUGAUAUCUACGACGACGAUAACCUGCUGUUCUCCAACUACACACCACCCCCGUUCCGGGUGGAUAGCACAUAUAAUAGUAGCCGGUUCUUGCGCAAGAAGGGCGUCUUGUUUACCCUGCGCAAGACGGCCAGCUCGGAUCUGCCGCCGCUCAUCAACGCGUACGAGGUGUACUCCCUUGUUCGUAUGGAGAACUCCACCACUUCUUCGGAUGACGUCAAUCACAUGAAAGACAUCAAGAAGUACUAUAGUUUAGCAAGAAACUGGAAUGGAGAUCCAUGCUCCCCAAGAGAGUAUUCCUGGCAAGGUCUGUCUUGCAACUAUGCUAAUGGGAACAAAAUUCCAAGUAUCAUCAGUGUUGAUCUGUCUGCCAGUGGAUUAAUAGGUACAUUGCAUGAUUCAUUCAUGAAAAUGACAUCACUGGAGAAGUUGGAUUUAUCACAAAACAAUUUGACGGGCGGUAUUCCAGACUAUCAGCUCAACUCACUCAGAGUACUUGACUUGUCAAAUAACCAGCUUGAUGGACCAAUAUCGGAUUCUGUUCUUCAAAGAUUUAAGGCCGGUCAGCUUGAAUUAAGACUAGAAGGCAAUCCCAUAUGCUCAAUAGUUAAAGAGAAGUACUGCUCAAACAAAAAGAACAGAACACCUAUCGUGCUCAUCGCAGUGCUAGUUCCGGUGGUAUUCAUCCUACUCGUAGUAUUGGUGUGUAUCCUCUGGCGGUUGUGCUGGAAAGGAAAAUCAGGAGAACAAGAAGAUUAUUCGCUAUAUGAAGAGGAAACUCCACUACAUAUCGAUAUCAGGCGGUUCACAUAUGCAGAGCUGAAGCUCAUAACUAACAAUUUCCAAACAAUCAUUGGAAAAGGAGGUUUUGGCACUGUUUAUCAUGGCAUACUGGAAAAUAAUGAUGAAGUAGCCGUUAAGGUGCUUGUGGAGACAUCUAUAGCAGAGUCAAAAGACUUUCUCCCUGAGGUACAAACCUUGUCAAAAGUUCAUCAUAAGAAUCUCGUUGCUUUGGUAGGAUAUUGCCAAAACAAGAAGUGCCUUGCACUUGUUUAUGAUUUCAUGCCUAGAGGAAAUCUUCAGCAGCUUUUAAGAGGAGGAUAUGACAACAGUUUGAAUUGGGAAGAGCGACUUCACAUUGCACUUGAUGCUGCACAAGGACUGGAGUACCUACAUGGAUCAUGCACCCCAUCAAUAGUUCACAGAGAUGUGAAGACACCCAACAUCCUUCUGGACAAGAAUUUGGUGGCCAAGAUAUCUGAUUUUGGACUUUCACGGGCUUUUAAUGCCGCUUACACGCAUAUAUCUACAGUUGCUGCUGGUACUCUUGGCUACCUUGACCCUGAGUACCAUGCUACUUUUCAGCUUACCGUUAAGACAGACGUUUACAGUUUCGGAAUUGUCCUAUUGGAGAUUGUCACUGGUCAACCCCCAGUAUUCAUGGACCCUCAAACCAUCCACCUGCCAAACUGGGUGCGGCAAAAGAUCGCUAAGGGAAGCAUUCACGAUGUGGUGGACAAGAAGCUGUUGGAUCAGUACGAUGCCACUCACCUACAGACUGUGAUAGACCUAGCCAUGAAUUGCCUUGAAAACGCAUCAAUUGACAGGCCAAGUAUGACCGAGGUUGUUUCCGUGCUUAAGCUAUGCUUGCCGAUUUCAAGCGAGAGACAAUCGGCGACUUCAACCCCUCGAAAGAAAAACGUCAUGGAUGCGGAGAUUCCAAGGCAAUUCCAGUUAAUGAUUUCUGGAGGUUCCACAACAAGCUACGAGGGCAGCUCCUUUCAGUCCGGCUACACCGGUGGGGUGUCAGAAAUAAGCCACAUUUCUGGACGGUAAAAGGAAAUGCUAUUUGUACAUUUGCUUGGUCCAUGUCGUUUGACAGUGGAUGUGUGUAUUUUGGAUUUAAACAUUUUUUUGUCGAAGCCAUUUGGGACACUAGACCAGUCUAAGUCUCAAAGCGGCGUGCCUUCGGUAACAAGUAAUCUGAAGAGCAACAUGUAUAUCUCAUUUUAUUUUCCAAAUAAGAAGGGGGAAGCACUCGUGCUUUUCUAUAUAAACCUCCUAUACCUAUGUUUGCGGCUAAAAAUUAAGUCUGCCUUUCAACUACACAUGUAAUUUCCCUUUUA